CCUUCUUUCUGAUUUUAUCACAGUAUGUCUCAAGUAACCAUCGAUAGCAAUGAGGUUGAUAUCGUGAUUGCUGCUUUUCAUUCUGACCUUACCUCCUUCAUGGAGGAAUGGAGGCCUAUAUUUUCCCGAUUCCAUUUGAUAAUAGUCGAAGAUCCUGACCUCAAAGAAGAACUCAAAAUCCCGAAAGGCUUCGACUUUGAUGUCUACACCAAAUCAGACAUAGACAAAUUAGCCGGUUCUUCCAAUGCCGCCAUGUUUUCUGGAUAUUCAUGCCGCUAUUUCGGCUAUCUUGUUUCGAAAAGGAAGUACAUAAUAUCGAUCGAUGAUGAUUGCAGUCCAGCGAAAGACAACAAUGGCGAUUUGGUAGAUAUAGUCACCCAACACAUCACCAACCUUAGAACUCCGGCAACUCCGUUCUUUUUCAACACGCUCUACGACCCUUAUAGGAAAGGAGCGGAUUUUGUUCGCGGGUACCCUUUUGGCUUACGAAGUGGGGUCACUUGUGUUCUUUCAUGUGGACUAUGGCUCAAUUUAGCAGACUAUGAUGCACCCACACAGUCACUGAAACCCGAACUUCGGAACUCGAGGUAUGUCGAUGCCGUUUUGACCGUACCCAAGAAUACGUUGAUGCCCAUGAGUGGAAUCAACUUGGCGUUUGACCGUGAGAUGGUGGGUCCUGCCCUUUUGCCGGCUUUGAAACUGGCGAAGGAAGGGAAGUUUAGGUGGGAAACCAUCGAGGAUAUCUGGUGUGGGCUUGUGGUGAAGGCGGUGUGCGAUCACUUGGAUUUGGGCGUGAAAACCGGGCUUCCGUAUGUCUCGAGGAACGAAAGGGGAAGCGCUAUCGAUAGUUUGAAGAAAGAAUGGGAAGGGGUUAAGCUGAUGGAGGAGUUGGUUCCGUUUUUUCAGUCGUUGAAGUUGUCGCCUGAAGCCGUUACGGCUGAGAGUUGUGUGACGGAGAUAGCCGCUGCGGUCAAGAAGGGGCUCGGGCGGUCGCACACCGAGCUGGCUAACGUGGCUGAUAGUAUGGUGGCAUGGUUAAAGAUCUGGAAGGAAGUUCGAUCUCGGGUUUGAGGUGGUUUGUUUUUGUUACCGAAAGGGAACCAAAUUUGGAAAUAAAUAAUGUAGGAUUUCUUUUGUUAACUUCUGUUGUUAUGAUUUAGACUUCAU
Cynara cardunculus var. scolymus (artichoke) is the source of this 1167-nucleotide messenger RNA. RefSeq names its product probable UDP-arabinopyranose mutase 5. The coding region runs from base 25 to 1071 and encodes 348 amino acids. The transcript has a single exon. The record is from RefSeq and is a predicted model, not a curated record. Gene Ontology annotation, cellular component: cytosol; Golgi apparatus. Lineage: Eukaryota; Viridiplantae; Streptophyta; Magnoliopsida; Asterales; Asteraceae. Gene Ontology annotation, molecular function: UDP-arabinopyranose mutase activity. Gene Ontology annotation, biological process: plant-type cell wall biogenesis; UDP-L-arabinose metabolic process.